Triticum dicoccoides is the source of this 3484-nucleotide messenger RNA. Its product is annotated as disease resistance protein RGA5-like. Bases 517 to 3336 code for a protein of 939 amino acids. NCBI's taxonomy places the organism in Eukaryota, Viridiplantae, Streptophyta, Magnoliopsida, Poales, Poaceae. Gene Ontology annotation, molecular function: ADP binding. The record is from RefSeq and is a predicted model, not a curated record. Gene Ontology annotation, biological process: defense response to other organism. The transcript is spliced from 5 exons.
GACUAGACCAGAUAGAUCCAUCCAUCCAUCCCCUUCUCGCUCGAUCCACUCCACACUCUCUCGCCCACUGCUUGCCGGCGUCGAGCUUCAUCGUCCGGCUACUCCGUCCGCGGUGCACGGCAUCUCGAUCCCGCUAGGGUUCAGAUGGAUGGCGCGGACAAGGGAGUAAAUUAAUUACACUGUUCACCGUCGGUGCGCUCGACCCACAGAGCGAGCAGAUAGAGCCAACUCUCAGCUGUUCACGUGUCGCCGGCGUCCGAGCUUCCCUGCCCUUGGCUUCUCCGUGGCCCGUCGUCCUGCACGGCCGAUCGAUCCCUCUCGGGUUCAGAUCCACGACGCGGAGAGAAAAAUACGAUUCACUGUUCACCGUCAGUGUACGCUCGGCUCGACCGGCACCGCGAACCGAGCGGCGGCCAGAUCCCAGCUACUUCGCGGCCGGAUCCACCCAGCUAGGUUGUACAUUCACGGCCUCCACUGCAGAAUUGACUGGGCGAGCUCUUGAGCUAUCACGGCCAUAUGGAGGCGGCUUUGGUAAGCGCGGCGACGGGGGUCCUCAAACCCGUCCUGGGGAAGCUGUCCGCUCUGCUCGGCGACGAGUACAAGCGUUUCAAGGGAGUGCGCAAGGAGAUCAGGUUCCUCAUGGAUGAACUUGAGGCCAUGCACGCAUUUCUCCUCAAAAUGUCAGAGGACGAGGACCCUGAUUUGCAAGAUAAAGUUUGGGCAGCGGCGGUGAGGGAGCUCUCCUACGAUAUGGAGGACACCAUAGACGACUUCAUGCAAACCAUCGAUGACAAAGACACCAAACCAGAUGGCUUCAUUGAGAAGAUCAAGCACUCCCUGGGGAAGUUGGGCAAGAUGAAGACUCACCAUCGGAUUGGUAGCGAGAUCCAUGAUAUGAAGAAGCUAGUCAUUGAGGUGGCCGAUAGGAAUGCAAGGUAUAGGACUGGUGUGACUAUCUCCAACUCCAAGAAUGCAGCCGUUGACCCUCAAGCCCUUGCUAUCUUUGAGCAUGCCUCUAAGCUUGUGGGAAUUGAUGAGCCCAAGGCUGAGAUAAUCAAACUGUUGACCGAAGGUGCGUCAACAAAUGAGCAACCGAAGCUGGUCUCCAUCAUAGGAUCCGGAGGAAUGGGCAAAACAACUCUUGCAAACCAAGUGUAUCAAGACCUCAAAGAGAAAUUUGAGUGCAAGGCUUUCGUAUCGGUGUCGCGAAAUCCUGACAUGGCAGAUAUCUUGAGAACCAUUCUUGAUGAAGUUAGCCAAGGUUGUGCUAACACUAAAGCACGGAGUAUACAACAACUGAUAAGCAAGAUUAAUGAUUGCCUAGCAAAUAAAAGGUAUUUUGUUGUCGUUGAUGAUAUAUGGGAUGAGAAUGCAUGGAAUGUUAUUAAGUUUGCAUUCCCCAUGACUAGUUCUGGAAGUAUCAUAAUCACCACUACUCGUAUAAAUGAUGUUGCCAAAUCAUGUUGUUCAUUAUUCGGUGGUGAUAUUUAUAAUAUCAGACCUCUUAAUCCGGUGCAUUCAAAAGAACUAUUUCAUCAAAGACUAUUCGACUCCACAGAAGAGCUCCCUCCACACCUUGAAAAAGUUUCUGAUGGAAUUCUGAAAAGAUGUGAUGGCUUACCUCUGGCAAUCAUCGCUAUAUCUGGUCUGUUGGCUAACAGAGAGAGAACAGAGGAUCUAUGGAAUAAAGUGGAAGAGUCAAUUGGUCGUGCACUUGAAAGAAAUCCUAGUGUCGUAGGAAUGAUGAAGAUAUUGUCACUUAGCUACUUUGAUCUGCCUACACAUCUAAAAAGUUGUCUCUUGUAUAUGAGUAUAUUUCAGGAAGAUUCUAUUAUAAAGAGAAAGUGUUUGAUAAGGAGAUGGAUUGGUGAAGGAUUCGUUCAUAAAGAAGACAUAUAUACGACACAUGAUGUAGGAGAAAGGUGCUUUAAUGAGCUCCUCAAUAGGGGUUUGAUCCAACCCGCAAAGACAAAUGAAUAUGGCAAGGUUAAGAGUUGUCGAGUUCAUGACACGAUUCUUGAUUUCAUCAUACACAUGUCCGCGGAAGAGAACUUCGUUACUUUACUUGGUGUUCCCAUUCUGACAAUUGGAAACCAAAGCAAAGUUGUUCGUCGACUCUGUCUACAAGGUGUCAAGAAAAUAAAUUCAACAGUACUGGCAGCAGGACUCGUGUUGUCCCAUGUCCGAUCACUUACUAUGGUUAGAGAUCUGUUAGAAAUCCCUUCUUUGGAAGAGUUCAGACAUCUGCGUGUUCUUGACUUGAUGCGUUGUUAUGCAUUAGAAGAUCAUCAUCUUGAAAAUAUAGUGAGGUUGUUCCAGCUGAGGUACCUGAAUCUCAAAGGUACAGGAAUAAGCAAGCUCCCAGAACAAAUUGAUCGUUUAGGAUGCUUGGAGGUGCUGGACCUAAGAUGGACUCAUGUAGAGGAAUUACCUGCAUCUAUUGUGAAUCUCAGAAAAUUGUCGCAUCUACUUGUUGAUGAUGAUGUGAAAUUUCCUGAAGGGAUUGCAAAGAUGCAAGCACUGGAUACGUUGGAAGAUGUGAGGGUCUCCAUUCAGCCAUUUGACUUCCCGAGCGGCCUUGGUCAACUAAUGAAUUUGAGGAAUCUGCAGCUUGACCUUAAUUUGAGAGUUGAUUCUGACACAGAGGAUACAAAUAUGGUUAGGGAGGAGCACAACAAAGCUAUUGUCUCCUCCCUGUGUAAGCUAGGCACCCAGAAUCUCCGCUCCCUGACUAUUGGGGAUCGGAGCGGCCUCUUACAUGAGGAAUCUUUGUGCCUGCCUACCCUCGAGUACCUUUAUUUCUGGUUUUCGACCCUCCCACAGGUUCCGACAUGGGUGGGCUCCCUAAGAAACCUCCAACGGCUAUGCCUUCGUGUGGAGGGGCUCAAGCAGGACGACCUCUGCACCCUUGGGGCUCUACCCAGUCUGCUGAUUCUGCAUCUGGAGGAAAAAAUAGAGUCAAAUGGAAAGCUCAGAAUCAGUGGUGAAGUUGGGUUCCGGUUCCUGAAGAUUUUUAUUUAUUGCGGAUGUUUUGAACCAAUAGAUCUGAUGUUUGGGACAGGGUCCAUGCCAAAGCUUGAAAAACUCGAGCUUAAUCAGUUUCGCAUGGUUGAAGCUAACUCUCUUGACUUUGGAAUUGAGAACCUCCCCUGCCUCACUAGUGUCAAAUGCAUUAAGGUUGUUGAUGAUGAUGAUGGCAUUGUUGAAGCCGCAAAGACUGUCAUGGAGAGAGCAGCCAGCACACAUCCCAACCAUCCUAGUCUACUCUUUCAGACAGUUGCUUCUGCUCGUCGUCCGGCCGGCCAUCCGGUUCGCAAGUUCAAUACUGUUGUCUAGCUCGAUUCAUCUCUGUUUGAUGAUACACUAUUCUCUCCGUUGCAUAAUGUACUAUGGAUAAUGAUACAAAAUUGUAGAAUUGAUUAAGACUGCUACUGUACUGCAUUUUUUCCUGUAAUAACCAGUCGUCAUUCGCUCUUUUAUUCGU